CGGCAAAUAUGGCUAGCUUGUUAAGUGGGGCUGCUGUUUUCUGUUGAACGUUACUAGAUUCCAGCACAAACCCGAGAUUACCGCCACUGGUGGGAUGUCUGAGUGAAACACUGGAAACCCGACUCUAGGGAAAGACCACUGACAAUUGUAAUUGGUUUUAGUUAGCUUUUACUUUUUCUACUAUGGUUUUAUUAUAAAGACCAGGUCUUGGGUAAGGGUGAAGUUUGAGCUAACGUUAGCUUCACGGUAACGGUUUAACGGUCUGUCAAACAUGUCGGAAGAGGUGAGUCUGUACGACCUGCUGAACCUAUCCAUCGGGACCCCCCAGAAGUCUUCCGUGAACUUCGGCGCCCUCCACUCGCUGCUCUUCGCCAUGCUGAAGCAGCUGAAUCUCCGGGAGGUGAAGACCCGGUGGAGGGACUCCUCUCCGGGUUAUGGGAGCCCUGAUCUGACGGCGGCAGAGGAGGAGGUUCAACCCGGCACGGUGCGGGAGGAGCAGGAGGUUCAGGUGGAGGUUCAGCCGGACACUGACUUCCAGACGCGGGCAGCCACUCCCUUAUGCCCGGGCCCGGUCUCCGACCAGCUGAACCUCCUUUCCCGCAUCCAGACAUGUGAGGACGGCCUCUCUAAGUCGACGAGGCUGAUCCUGGACCUGAACGAGCAGAACGAGCGUCUGAAGGAGCAGAUGGAGGAGCUCCGGCAGCAACACGAGAUGGUCGGUGACGUGUCGGGGACAGCCGCUCGGAUGGAGAGCUGCUGCCACCGUGUGGACACUCUGGAGGAAACUGUGGUGAGGAAGUCUCUGAGGGACGCAGUUCUGCCCGGCGACAGAGAGGGCAAGACAGAAAAAUUCCAGAAGGAGCCUGGAGAUUCAGGGGUCGAUAAUCAGCUCGUGGCAGCCAAACAAACCUCCUCGCCUUCCUGCAGUGACCUCACUGAACCUCCUCAAAGCAGCACACCUCCCUCCUCCCACCCCGACAAGGUCACCGUUGGACCAGCAGCUCCAAGUUCUCCAAAUAAAUCUGAGGAGAUUUCAAAACUUCAAGAAGUGCUGGACACCGCUGAGCGUGCUUCAGUCCAGUCAGGGCCGCCUCCACAGACUGGUGUUAAAGCAGGCUCUGCUGGUAAACCUCUAGCUUCAGAUUCCAACAGCUCCACACCAUCCCCAGAGGCAGUGGAGGCCCUGAGGAGCGUGAGCCAGCUGCAGGAGAGGCUCGUCCAGGUGGAAGCUCGUGUGGCGGCGUUAGAGAAAAGAAAGGCGGACCAGAGUCAGCUGGCUGAGCUCAGAGAGCUCAUCGCCAUCAAAGGUUCCCGUGGAGACGCGUUCAAUAACCUGAUGGAUCAGCUAAACGAGCAGAGAGCUUUGAUAGACCGCCUGAUGAGUGACAGGGGAAAGCUGGACGACUUGGAGGAAAUGCUCAUGAGCCUGAUGAGCCCACACAAAGAAAGCACCUCUGAGGUAACUACAGAGAGGGCGGAGUUACAAGAGGCUGCAGAGAGGGCGGAGUCAGAAGUGUCAGAGAGGGCGGAGUCAGAAGCUUCAGAGAGGGUGAAGUCAAAGGCAGUUUCAGAGAGGCUGGAGCAAAAGAAAGCUUUGGAGAGGGUGGAGUCAGAAGCUUCAGAAAAUGUGGAGUCAGAGGCUUGCAGAAGAGUGGGUUCAGACAGCGAAGGUUACCGAGAGCUCAGAGAGCAAAUAUCCUACCUCAGGAAACGUGUGCAGAGGCUGGAGGAGGACAUUAGGCAGCUGCGGGUGAAGCAGACUCAGUGUGAGGACCAGCAGCUACAACAUGAGCUGGACGACCUGCGGGGAACGCUGGAGGACACGAUCUUGUCCUUCACGUCUCAGCUGUCCACCAGGCUCUGCGAUGAGGCCGUGCAGGCGGAGAGUGGCGGUCCAGGAGUCAGUCAGAGCGAAGAGUGGUCAGCUCUGAAUGCCAGAACAGCAAACACUGGGGAGAAGCUCGGCCUUCUGUUCGAGCGGUACGAGCAGCUGCAGGACGCGGUGAACAGACUGAUCCAGCAGCAGGGCGGAGCUAGAGAAGGGCCGCUGCAGGACCAAGAGGCAAGCCAGAGCAGGAACAUGGAGCUGGUGAACGGCGUGCAGCAGGCGAUGCUGCAGCUUCAGGCCGACUGUAAGAAGCUAAAUGAGACGAUGAGAUCGCUGCACGAAGACAGCAGACGCAAGCAAAGACACAUUGAGGAGCUCUACAAGACGACGGAGGAGCUGGAAGUGAACAAGGCCGACAAGCAGAUGGUCGAGAGUGAAAUCAAAGCCGACAAAUCGGCCCUGGAAGGGAAAGUGAGCCGGCUGCAGUUCGACUCGGUGACGGAGCAGCUGAGCGGGAUGUUCCACGAGCUGCUGAACAAGGUGACGAGUCAGGAGCAGGACUGGCACAAACUCAUGGGCAAGCUCUCCACCGAGAUGGAGUGUAAGCUGAACCGGAUCGAGCUGGACUCUGUGAAGAAGCAGCUGGAGGAUCGCUGGAGGAGCAUCCACGAGAAGCUGCAGGCUCAGGCGGCGCCGGAGUACGAGGACGCCGCCGGGUUCAGGAAGCAGCUCGUGGAGAGAUUCCACUGCCUCUCCUGCGACCGGCCCAUCGUGAAGCACACGCCCGGACCGCAUCUGGUGACACUGCCCUCGUUUCCUGCGUUCCCCUCGCACAAGUCCAUCAGGCCGUUCACCGUUUACACCAUGGAGCAGUUACGCCAGCACUACCGGAGCCAGCAGCCCGGCACCAACCGCUGCAGGUACGAGGCAGCUAACGCGUGCAGGAGCAGGGAGCGGCUUCAGAGGAGCCAUGCCACCGCGUGCAGGCAGAUAGAGAGCGUAGAGAUGCAGGGACAGCCGCAGCACAGCGACAGCACGAACGCAGCGCAAGGCCAGCAUUCUCACACCUCGGGCAGCGAGCGCAUAUCUGAGCUGACGGAUUACGGUCACCUGGCUGCGGCGCGGAGCUGCGGUGGGAGUCAUCACACCAACGCUGCGGGCGGUCAGCGGCGCGGCGGCCCGCAGCACACAAAACUCCACGGUGAGGCAGAUGGUACGAUUCAGUCGGAGGAGGUGGAUAUCGUUGGACUGGACGGGCGCAUUUACAAAGGGCGCCUGAACGUCCCGGCCUGCAGGAACUCAGAAACUAAACUGCCGAUGAUCCCCACCAGAGACGGCGUGUAUAAGAGUAAGGACAAAGCCAAGCCUGCUGCCUCUCCGGAGGUGGGACACGGCAAUCCUCUUCAUCAGCCCUGCAGUCCCAGGAGCGCACCGUGCAGCCGCUCAGCAUCCAGCUGCUCCGGUCGCGAUUGGCCCGUCUCGGCUCUGGGCUGUGCGUCUCAGAGCUCCAUCGCUCAGGGUUCAGCUGCAGCAGAGAGCACCGCAGAGCCUCCGAGCAACUAGCCCCUCGACCUGUAGGGGGCAGCGUCAGCCUCCGUGCUGUGUUUAGUUUGUGAGUGCAGACGGAGGUUCGGGUAACCUGCUACUGCUUAUCGUCCAGACUACACAUCCCAGAAACCCCCUGUGAUGUGGCUCUGUACUUAUUUUUUCACUUUGAAUAUUGUUGUUAACAAAUAAUAAACUUUAGUGUGAAUUUAAUCACUUUUUAGAACAUCAGAUAUUAAACAUCAAACAGAUGUUAUUUAUCAUAAAUGAGCCACGUUUAACGUUCAUCUUAAAGGAUCCUUUUGAUGUGAUUCACAUUAAAACUUCACAGAGUCUGUCUGAA
This is a messenger RNA of Oreochromis niloticus (Nile tilapia), 3716 nucleotides long. RefSeq names its product glutamine-rich protein 2. NCBI's taxonomy places the organism in Eukaryota, Metazoa, Chordata, Actinopteri, Cichliformes, Cichlidae. Bases 272 to 3391 code for a protein of 1039 amino acids. The record is from RefSeq and is a predicted model, not a curated record. The transcript has 20 exons.